AUGCAAACUGUGGUUCACAGUUUAUCCUCCUUGGAGGAGGGUGUGACGUCAUCACCGUACCUAUUGCUUCCUAUGGAGGUUGUGGGAGAUGACGGUGUCGAUGGCAAAGUGGUAAAUUUAAACUACUACGACCCGAUGAAGAAGAAGACGGUGAAGGUUUGUAACCAGACGGUUCCUGAGAAGAUUUGUACAGAGUCUAGCAGCUACGUCGGUUCGUCGCGAGGCUGGGUUGCUAGUAUGAACAGAAAAGAUAUGACCGUACAUGUCACAAACCUGUUCGAUCCAACGGUGCCAAAGUCAUCGCGAAGAGUUAUCUCGCUACCCCCCCCCCCCUUUGACCCUAUCAGCUCGGACUCUCAUCGUCCAUUUAACCCUCGGUGUCCGUUCGGUUACGGCGCAUCUCUCUCCUCUUGUCCUGACCGAUCACAAGACUCAGACUCAUCCGUCACGUUGGCCCUCAAGUGGAGGGACUCCAUCUCUUUCUGCAAUCUGGGCAGUGAAUCGAAAUGGACUCACUUGCAGCAUUCUCUCCCUGUCGAAUUCCACAACUCCCGUGUCUUUUUCUCCGACAAAGAUUCAACCUUUUAUCUCACUCACAACAUUCCUUUAGUCCCUGUCCGCCACCCAUCUCCCCAGUUCCUUCAACUGACUUAUUACCCACCACUAGCUUCUUCUCUUUGUCUCCCUCACAUCUCAAACACCGAGUACGAGCUUUUGAGAUGGUGUUGGCCUUUCAACCAAAUGGUCCAGACUCCCUCUGGCGACUUGCUAGUAGUUAUUUGGUUUACCCAGGUAAAGCGUGAUGGGAACCCCAUACCGUACUGGGAAAAGUACAAGAAGAAGGAGGAGGGCCAUGUCGUGGAUAGUACCAAGCGGUUCAUUGUACUCAAAGUAGACUCGGACAAUGGCUGCAACUCGUACACGGAAGACAUAGGAGACCUCUGCAUUUUCUUCGGUCAGAACGAGCUCUUUUGCGUCAAUGCCACCGAUUACCCUGGACUCGAACCGAACUCCAUAUACUUCGUCGAAUGCGACGACACUGGUUGCAUUUGCAUCUUCGAUCUCGCUACUCAGACUUCCACCGAGCUCGCCAAACUCGACAAUCUCACUACUCCUCCUUAUUGGCUUGAUCCGACCCUUGUAUGA
Messenger RNA from Raphanus sativus (radish), 1146 nucleotides. RefSeq lists its product as uncharacterized. The record is from RefSeq and is a predicted model, not a curated record. Bases 1 to 1146 code for a protein of 381 amino acids. The transcript has 2 exons. NCBI's taxonomy places the organism in Eukaryota, Viridiplantae, Streptophyta, Magnoliopsida, Brassicales, Brassicaceae.